CACGCCGUACACGAAAAUAUUAUUAUAUUCAUCGUUUACGCACACACACGAUAUUUUCACCAUUUUGUCGUUUACUCGUUUUCGUCCGGUCUCGUCGUYACAUUAUUCUGUUUAUUUGUUUUUAUACGAAUUCCCAGUUUACCGUUUUGUUUGUUUCUAACCCCUCCGCGCGGCCCGUCGACGACGAUAAUAUUGUUACCGUUUGCGCACGCGCGUUGGCGCACAGUGAGUUUAACACCGCUCCGUACGCGACCGCCGUAAUAAUAUAUAGUUCGCCACAGCAACACACACUCACCUACUUGCGCUCCACGAACGUGCACCGCGAUUACCACAGCAUCCAUCGCCGAAUCGAGUUCCAUCAUCGAUAGCGCUUGACCGAGGAAUCCCGGCCGUUGUUUCCGACACGAUCCCGAACGGUGCCGAGUCGAUCGUUCCCGAAAAAUGGCGAAAACCUUCUCGUCCAUCAUCAAUCCCAACAAUAUAUUAAAAUUCCGUGAAGCAUUCUACAAUGAUGCCAAAAAUGUGUUGGCCCAAAAUGCMUGUUCUCGUGUCAGCCCAACAGAAGUGAGCACRUCAAGAAAUAGAGUACAGGAAUGUCAUCAUUAUUACACGCAYAAGAUUGAAUCUGAAGGCAAACCAGUAACUAACCAAAGAAGUUCAGGUCGCUGUUGGAUAUUUGCAUGUUUAAAUGUGAUCAGAGUUCCAUUCAUCAAACAAUUCAACUUAGAAGAAUUUGAGUUCAGCCAAGCUUAUAUUUUUUUUUGGGACAAGAUUGAAAGAAGCAAUUAUUUUUUAAAUGCAAUUGUGCAAACCGCUAAGCGUGGUGAAACUGUUGAUGAUAGAACUACUGCUUGUUUGCUCUCUAAACCUAUUGAAGAUGGAGGUCAGUGGGAUAUGUUGGUCAACAUCAUAACCAAGUAUGGAUUGAUGCCAAAGAAGAACUUCCCAGAGUCAUUUAGUUGCGAAACAAGCAAUACUAUUAAUGUUAUACUGAACAGCAAGCUUCGAGAAUAUGCCAUAAUUUUACACAAACUUGUCAGCGAUAACGCAACAGACAAUGAGAUUAAAACCAAAAUUGAAGAACAGAUGGAAGUUAUUUAUCGAAUUGUUGGUAUUUGCAUGGGUAUACCUCCAGCUACAUUUGAAUGGCAAUACUAUGACAAAUCUAAAGUGUUCAACACUGUUGGACCUAUCACUCCGUUGGAUUUCUAUUUGACACAUGUCCGCCCUGUGUUUGAUGUUGUAGAAAAGGUGUGUUUGAUCUCGGAUCCACGGCCAAACAACCAGUACGGUAAAUUAUACACAUUGGACAUGUUAAAUAACAUGGCUGGUGGACGUAAAGUUCUCUAUAACAACCAGCCAAUUGAAGUAUUAAUCAAGGCAGCUCAAGAUUCCAUUGUAAAUAAUGGUGAACCAGUAUGGUAUGGAUGUCAAGUAAGCAAAAGAUUUUCUGAUAAGCUUGGAUUGGAAGAUUUGAAAAUUCAUGAUUACCAGCUAGUAUUUGGAACUGAUGUAUCUAUUCCGAUGACUAAAGCUCAACGUAUGUUAUAUGGUGAAUCUGCUAUGACACACGCAAUGGUCCUAACUGGAGUUAAUGUAGAUAAUGGUAAUGCAACCAAGUGGCGUGUCGAAAACUCUUGGGGUGAAGAACGCGGUGACAAGGGUUACUUGAUGAUGACCACAGAUUGGUUUAAAGAAUACGUAUUUGAAGUGGUUGUUGACAAGAGUCUGUUAUCCGAAGAGGUGUUGUCUGUGUUCCAACAAGAACCUCAAGUACUCCCCAUUUGGGAUCCAAUGGGAACAUUAGCCUAAUUAUUACUGAAUUAUUAUUUUGAUUUUUUUUUUUUUCCAUAUUCAUUUUGUAUGAAUAUUAUAUAAUAUGCAAUUAUUACAUAAAAUGUAUAGUUUGAAAAUGUUUUAUACUCUAUUUGUUUGUAUAGGACAUUUCCAAACUCUUAUUGUAUGCUAUAUAAUAUCGUAAUCUAAAAUCAUAUGUGUGCUAUUUGAAUUAAAUUACACACUUAUAUAUUUUAUA
This is a messenger RNA of Diuraphis noxia (Russian wheat aphid), 2035 nucleotides long. Its product is annotated as bleomycin hydrolase. Gene Ontology annotation, cellular component: cytoplasm. The record is from RefSeq and is a predicted model, not a curated record. Gene Ontology annotation, molecular function: cysteine-type aminopeptidase activity. NCBI's taxonomy places the organism in Eukaryota, Metazoa, Arthropoda, Insecta, Hemiptera, Aphididae. Gene Ontology annotation, biological process: response to toxic substance; proteolysis; L-homocysteine catabolic process.